This is a messenger RNA of Aethalodelphis obliquidens (Pacific white-sided dolphin), 1149 nucleotides long. RefSeq names its product ras homolog family member D (gene RHOD). The transcript is spliced from 5 exons. Gene Ontology annotation, molecular function: GTPase activity; GTP binding. Gene Ontology annotation, biological process: small GTPase-mediated signal transduction. NCBI's taxonomy places the organism in Eukaryota, Metazoa, Chordata, Mammalia, Artiodactyla, Delphinidae. The record is from RefSeq and is a predicted model, not a curated record. Bases 56 to 688 code for a protein of 210 amino acids.
GCCGGCCCCGAGGCCGCCGCUCCGCUGCGCCUGGCCCUCCCUCCGCUGCCCCGCGAUGAAGGCGGCCCAGGCCUCAGGCGAGGAGGCGCCGCCCGGCGCGCGGUCCGUCAAGGUGGUCCUGGUGGGCGACGGCGGCUGCGGGAAGACGUCGCUGCUGAUGGUCUUCGCCGAGGGCGCCUUCCCCGAGAGCUACACCCCCACGGUAUUCGAGCAGCUCACCGUGAAUCUGCACGUGAAGGGCAAACCCGUGCACCUCCAAAUCUGGGACACAGCAGGGCAAGUCGACUACGACCGCCUGCGGCCCCUGUUCUACCCUGAUGCCAGCGUCCUGCUCCUCUGCUUUGACGUCACCAGCCCACACAGCUUUGACAACAUCUCUAACCGGUGGUACCCGGAGGUGAAUCACUUCUGCAAGGAGGUGCCCAUCAUCGUCGUGGCCUGCAAGACUGACCUGCGCAAGGACAAGUUGCUGGUGAAGAAGCUGCAGAAAAAUAGGUUGGAACCUGUGACCUACCACAGGGGCCAGGAGAUGGCACGGGCCGUGGGCGCCGUGGCCUACCUCGAGUGCUCGGCUCUGCUCCAGGAGAACGUCCACACCAUCUUCCAGGAGGCGGCCAAGGUGGCCCUCAGCAGCCGCCGUCGCAACUUCUGGAAGCGGAUUACCCAGAGCUGUUGUGUGGUGACUUGAUGGGCUGGGGCGCUCCUUCCCUGACCACACCAGCGGCACAGGAAGGAGCUGGGCGCUGACCUGGCCAGUUGGCUGGGCUGGACCCAGUCCCCAGGCUGUGACCACCGAACUGUACCCCAAACAGAUGGGCACCACCGGGGCCGGGCCCCUGACUCUGGCGCUGGUAUCCCUGGACUGGAGAGAAACCCCUCUGAAGCCUGAGGAAGGGGGUUCCCGGGCUCACCAGCCCUGUGGAGGGCUAGGCCUGGAGACCCCUGGAAUCACUCCCAGCUCCCAGCCCUGGACCACACAUCCUGGAGCGGCCUGUGCAGCCUGGCGCCACCUCGUGGGUGUUCCCGGGCCUGCACCUUCAGGACCCGGUGGUGCUAGGACCCUCCAGCCAGAACUCACACCCUGCCCCGUCCCCCUUCGCCCUGCCCAUCCCAGUGGUAACUGUAACACUAAAAUGACAUCACUUUUCA